UUGGAACUACCACGUGGCAACUUCGCUUAAAGGAUCAUCAGCUGUCACUGUCAGUGACAUAUGUCAAAAUACAAAAAUUUUCCGAAUUUUCAUAUAAUAAACUUACUAAAAAAAAAAUACUACGAAUAAACAAAUAAAACUUUUCCAUAUUAACUCUCAUCUAAUAUCAAUGUUCGAGUCAAAUACAAGCAAUUAUUCGCCUUGUAUUUGAACCGAAUCGCACAUAACCUUAAAGUCGUGAUAUGGACAGGAGAGUGGACGAGAGGUUUAGGAAGCCCAGGCGUACCAAAGGGACCCCGUUUUAUACGCAAAGGAAUUAUUGGGCGGCAGGCGGGAUCGCUCUAGCAGGUCUGUCUUGGUUUUUGAUGGAAUUGACUCCUGCUGCUAAAAAAGUCAGAGCUUGGUUGAAAGAGCAUACGGAGUCCGUGUUACUUUUGGACCGCAGACAGCACUUUCGUGCCUCCUUCGAACAGCCCGCUCUCAACAGUCUCCUCACUAAACUAAGACAGAGAACUGUGUACCAGGAUGAACCAGAAGCAGACUCAUUAUUCUUCCAAACCGCUAUCGAACAUCAAAAGAGGAGCGAAAAAGACCAAAACGAAGAGCAAUAGUCAACAGUCCAACACCGUGUCGAAAUAUUUUAAAUCGUCGGAAACACGCAAAGUCGAAGAUAGUGACGAUGACUUUAGGUCCCCUAUUAAGCUGAAGAAGCCCGUAAAAGUGGCAUGGAAACUCACCAAGGAGCCUCCCAAAGCAAAAACUGGCAAAAAACUUGUUAAGAAACAAAGCAAAUUGGUCAUAGAAAACUUUUCUUCUGAUAAUGUCAAUCCGGAGCAUCUUCAAAUGGCUCUGGCCCUCUCGAAGUCUGAAGAAAAGAUUCAAGAGGACACUCCGGAUAUUGGAGCCAUAUUGCAAAACGUUAAACCGACCAGUUUGGAACGAUUCGGAUUUAAAGGGAAAAAAGUGUUAGAGGGGGACAGUUGGAAGCCUCGAGCACCCCAGGUGGGACCCAAAAAGGGAAGAAAUCGUUUCAAGUAUGUCACCCCAAUAUUGAACAUGCGCACCUCAGCUGACCGGGAACAAUUGAUUAACUCAAAAAUAUCCUUAAUAUUGAACCAAAUGAGCCUCGAAACAAACAAGACUGAUAAGGUUGAAAUAUUUAGUGAAAGAUUGCAUGGAUUAGCUUGUAAUGAAUGUAGAUUAUUUAAGUUUGAUUAUGCUUCCGAUAAUUUUUAUGUAUCAGACUUGAACUUCUCUAGAAGGCGAUUUAUAAGUUUACUGAGGGAUUGGGGCACAAUAAUUGGCAGAGAAAAGAGUCCAGAGCUACCAAAAAGUCCUGGAAAAAGGAGUAUCUCGCCUGAUUUGUUUGCUUCAUACGAGGAGCCACCAGAAGCCCAAGAAGCUUUCUCAAUUAGUACUAAUGAUGAAAUUGUUAGUACUAAAGAACCAAUUGAUGAGAACGAAUGUAUUUUGAUAUCAGACAGUUCAGAGGAACCUUGGGCAGCUCGUGAUGAAGAACAUCUGAAUGUCACCGAUUAUAUCAAAACACUUUUAAGUCAAGAUCGUUAUAGUUUCGAUAAUAAUGCCACUGCCACUUUGAAUAGCAAAGAACUAGAUAAAGAAUCUAUAGGAAGUGAGGAAUCGGAUGUUUGUAAAAAUCCUGUAAAAGAUGUAAAUAGCAGCCAGGAAUCCGUCUUGAAUGAUGAAGAGCUGAACUAUUCCACCCGUUAUGCAGAUUUUUUUAAUUGCACGAAUGUCAUUGAAAAUCUUAAUUUUUCUGUAAGCUCUUUGAGCCCAAAAAACGGCAGCCAAGAAUCAUUGUUGAACGAUGAAGAAUUGAAUUAUUCUACAAGCCGUGCAACUCCGUCAAAAACCAGAAAUAGCAUUCAAUUGUCUGCCACAAAUGAUGAAACGUUAAUCUAUUCUCUAGACUACUCGACUCCAAUCAAAACCUUAAAUAAUGAGGAGCUAAAUUAUUCCAUCAAUCAUGAAAAUGAGAAUUUUAUGCGCCUAAAAACGAGUCGAGACAAUAAGUCUUCCUCAUAUUCAAUCGAAACCUUAAAUAAUGAGGAGUUAAAUUAUUCCAUCAAUCAAGCAAAUGAGAAUUUUAUGAGCCCGAAAACGAGUCCAGACGAUAAAUCUUACUCAAGUUCAAUCGAAACCUUAAAUAAUGAGGAGUUAAAUUAUUCCAUCAAUCAAGCAAAUGAGAAUUUUAUGAGCCCGAAAACGAGUCCAGACGAUAAAUCUUCCUCAUGUUCAAUCGAAACCUUAAAUAAUGAGGAGUUAAAUUAUUCCAUCAAUAAUGAAAAUGAGAAUUUUAUGAGCCCAAAAACGAGCCCAGACGAUAAAGCUUCGCAGUCUCUUCUAAUCCAAGAAAACCCCAUAGAAACACCAGUGAAUAGCCAAUACAUAAUCAAAACCAGCGAUAUAACUCCCAUGCCGAAUUACGAUACAAUGACGACCCCGUUGAUCGUUAAAGAGUUGGAUAAAAUUGGUGUGAAGCCCUUAAAAAGGCUCCAAGGGGCAAAAUUAUUGAAGUACAUUUAUGACAGCACUCAUCCCUUUGUCGACAUUGAUGAUGAUAGGCCUGCCAAGAGGGCCAGAUUAGAAGAAACUAAGGUGGCAAUAGAGAUUGUUGGAGACAAGUUGUUAGAAAAGCUAAUAAUCAUCAAGUUUUUCUUGUUGAUUCGAAUUUUAUAAAUGACUUCUGUCUUGGUGCAGGACGAUUCAAUAGUUUGUCAAUGUAAAAAUCAUAAGAAACUAGGCACGUAUUAUCUGUUUCUGUAGUGUACAGAGUGGUGCAAACACCACUGUAUUUAGGCAUCAGUAGGCCAGUUGUGCACCUUUGUUGAAGGAGUGGGAGACCUCUCACUCAACUCGUCAUUUAACCCAGUGAGAGGGGACUUUUGGGGAGAUUUAUGACGAAACCUCUACGUUUCAGCCUUUAAGCAUAUUUUUAAUUAAUUAUAGUAUUGUUAAGAAAAAGUCGAAAUUAUUCUGUUUAAAUGUUACAAUUUGUACGAAAAUUAUUAUUCAAAAUACCACUUUUGUAAAUGUGCUUUUAAAAAAAAAAUACAUUUUUUUUAAUCAUU
Molecule: messenger RNA, 3092 nt
Organism: Anthonomus grandis grandis
Lineage: Eukaryota; Metazoa; Arthropoda; Insecta; Coleoptera; Curculionidae
Product: structure-specific endonuclease subunit SLX4
Exons: 5
Coding region: 526-2700 (724 amino acids)
Biological process (GO): DNA replication; resolution of meiotic recombination intermediates; meiotic DNA double-strand break processing
Cellular component (GO): nucleus; Slx1-Slx4 complex
Molecular function (GO): enzyme binding
Source: RefSeq, a predicted model, not a curated record